Panthera uncia (snow leopard) is the source of this 1553-nucleotide messenger RNA. It is a transcript of the gene NT5DC4, whose product is annotated as 5'-nucleotidase domain containing 4. Gene Ontology annotation, molecular function: 5'-nucleotidase activity. The transcript has 18 exons. NCBI's taxonomy places the organism in Eukaryota, Metazoa, Chordata, Mammalia, Carnivora, Felidae. The record is from RefSeq and is a predicted model, not a curated record.
AUGGCCAGCGUGGAUGGGGGAGAGCAAAGAGAGCCCCAAGGGGAGCCACAACGCCUGGUCUCCUCUCAAGUCCUGAAGUAGGACUGGCACCAGCGGAUUUUUGUCAAUUGCAGGUUGGUGCUGGGGAAGAUUCGCUGCUUUGGCUUUGACAUGGACUACACCCUGGCUGCCUACAAGUCCCCAGCCUAUGAGGCACUGGUCUUUGAGUUACUACUGGAGUGUCUGGUGUGCAUUGGGUACCCGCGAGAUAUCCUGCGCUACACCUAUGACCCCGCCUUCCCCACCAGGUGCGGGAGCUUGCUGGGGUGGGAGGCUGGGCUGGUGUUUGAUGUGCUCUAUGGGAACCUGCUGAAGGUGGACACCCAUGGGAACGUGCGGCUGGGCACCCAUGGCUUCACCUUCCUCUCGGACUGCUCCCUCCCCAGGGCAGAGAUCUGGAGCUUCUACCCCAGCAAGUUUGUUCAGAGGGACAACCUGCAGAGGUUCCACAUCCUCAACACGCUCUUCAACCUGCCUGAAAUCUACCUGUGUGCCUGCCUAGUGGACUUCUUCUCUGGCUGCUCCCGCUACACCAACUGUGACACUGGCUAUCAGCAUGGGAACCUCUUCAUGUCCUUCCGAAGCCUCUUCCAGGAUGUGAGUGAUGCCAUGGAUAAUGUCCACCAGUCGGGCUGUCUGAAGGAGAAGACCCUGGAAGACUUGGACAAAUACAUGGAGAAGGAUGUGCGAAUCCCCAUCCUGCUGGGUAAGAUGAAGGAAGUUGGGAAAGUAUUUCUGGCUACAAACAGCAGCUACAACUACACGGAUGCCAUCAUGACCUACCUGUUUGGCAUUAGUGAGGCUGAAGGCUCAGCCAGGCCCUGGAGGUCCUACUUCAACCUGAUUGUGGUGGACACACAGAAGCCCUGCUUCUUUGCUGAGGGGACGGUGCUGAGACAGGUCAACAGGGUAAUGGCAGGGGCUGAGGAUUCAGGCAAGCUCUGCGUGGGCACCUACAUGGGGCCCCACCAGCACUGUGUAGUUUACUCUGGAGGCUCUUCGGACACGGUGUGUGAGCUGCUCGGGGUACGGGGGAAGGAUAUCCUGUACAUUGGGGGUCACAUCUUUGGAGACAUCCUCAAGUCCAAGAAGUGGCAGGACUGGCGAACUUGCCUGGUGGUUCCUGAGCUGUUCCGGGAGCUUGGGAUCUGGGACCAAGAGAAGGAGUGGAUGGAGGAGCUGAAGAGGCUGAACAUGCACUUGGCAGACCUGUACCAGCACAUGGAUGGGAGCAGUUAUGGGCUGCAAGUUAUCAACUCCACCAAGAGGGAGAUUCAGAUACUGCAUGAGUCUGCUGUGGAGCAGGAACGGGUUAACCAGCAUCCCCUCUCCUGCCCUGUCUUCUACAGCCUGAGGAUCACUAUGAAAGAUUGAUGAGUAAAUGUGAUAGCACCAACAUCUUUGAGCUUGAUGUGUACAUGUAUUGAAACAUCUCGUUAAGAGAAGCCACCACCAAAUCGUGUUCCUGCAGCAUUUCCGGGUAGCGGGACACCGCUCGCUCAAUCCUCGCCGAC